GAAAUCACCUCAGAUUUUAUAAAUCAGUUUCUUAAGAAUGGGUGCUUUCAACCAGGCCCUAAAUAAAGCUCAGUAUGUUCUUCUCAAAACACACUCAAUUUUGUGUCCACUAUUUUGAAACACAAAAUAUUCACGUAGAGUUUGUUUGUGCUCAGUAAUACUAAACAACCAAUUGGAACUCAGUCAGUUUCAAUGAAAAAACCAUAUGCCGAAGACCUCGCGGUCGUGGAUGGCGUAGCGACAAUGCUGACGCCGAAGGACGGAGCUUUCGGGCGCAGCACCGACUGCCACCAAUUCCUCGCCUCGCCUCGCAUCUGCAAGAUAUUAGAAUCCCGCCUGCGUCCUCCGCCUGAACGCAGAGCCUUCUAUUGCGGCGCCGGCGCCGGCGCCACGACCCUUCUCCGCCAGUCCCCACUAGAGGGCUUAGAACUGCGUGGACCACCCGGCGCCUCUUGGCCUCUCUCGCUCCGUCCUUGCGGGCGCGACGACGGCCUCCGACAGCUCCGCAAAGUCAUCCAAGCCUGGAACAGGAUGCGCGUCAGCUACUGGUUGCUGUGUCGAAGAUAACAAAUUUUCAAAGCUGUCGACCUCCAGGGAUCCAAAAAUCUCCCUCCCAGGUGGUGCUGCCUGCUGCGUGCAGGGGAGUGAGCGUGGCUGCGUGGGCACCCUCGGGGUCGGAUCUGAAGAGGAAGAAGGCUGUCGCGCUGACCUCGACUCGAUGACGGCCAGAAGAUAACCGACGACAUCGGACCGCAUCCGCGCCUCCUCGAGAAGGGCGCCAACGUCAUCCUUGCUAGCCACCUGGUGAGUCACCUCCCCACCAUCAUGUCGAAAUAAAUCUUUGACUCGUGGGUUCUGUGUUUUUUUAAUUUUAGCCUACUUCAACGAACUAACUGGUGGUGGUUGUUGUUGUUGAAACGACGAAUACAGAAUUACAGAUGCGAUUGUGACUUGCAUCAUUGCAUGCCGCCGCCAUGGUCUCGCCCUCCCAUCCCAGCGUGGGCGGCUGCCAACUCCCUCUUCCGCCGCCACCGCCGCCUGCAGCCCCUCCUCUUCCCGGCCGUCUCUCACUGCGACCACCUCCGCGUUCUGUCCCACUGCCUCGUGUCCGGCCUCGCCCGCAACCCCUUCGUUGCCUCCCGCCUUCUCCUCGCAUCCUCCAGCCUCUCCCUCCCCUUCUCCCUCACCCUCCUCGCCUAUCUCCCGGCCUCCUCGCUCUCAUCGUUCUCCUUCAACUCGCUCAUCCGCGCCUCCCCACCGCGCCUCGCGCUCCGCCUGUUUGACGAAAUGCGCAGCCGAGGAGUCCCCACGGACCCCUACACCUUACCGCUCCUGAUCAGCGCCUGUUCCUGCAGCGGUUUUACACUGUGCCAGUCUCUGCACGGGCAGGGCUUCCGUCUUGGCUACAAUUGCCACGUAUUCACCCAGACGGCGCUGUUGAACGCGUACCUCAAGUGCGGGUCGGUGGCCACCGCUUGCAGGGUGUUCGAGGAAAUGCCGGUGAAGGAUGUGGUUGCGUGGACCAGCAUGGUGUCUGGUUAUGUAGACUCCAGGAUGUACUUAAAAGCCGUCGAGGUAUUUAACGAGAUGAGAGGUGCUGAUGAUCUUGUGUGGCCUAAUGAGGCCACAGUGGUGUCACUUGCCACUGCCUGUGCUGGUCUGGGCUCGCUGGAGCAUGCAAAGGGUCUGCAUUCGUAUGUGGAGAAGGCUGGGUUGGAGGACGAGUUAAUUGUCAGGAAUGCAUUGGUUGACAUGUAUGGGAAGUGUGGCUGCAUUGAGUCGGCACAUAGAUUGUUUUGUUUGAUGCGUGAGAAGGACUUGCAUUCAUGGACAACAAUGAUUUCAGGGCUGUCUUCUCAUGGACGCGGCGAAGAAGCGGUUGGUUUGUUCUUCAGCAUGUGCGAGGAGGGAGUAUUACCAGAUUCGACCACUUUUAUUGUGGUUCUGUCUGCCUGUAGCCAUGCUGGACUAGUAGAUGAGGGGAUACAUAUCUUCAAUUCCAUGGAGAGUGAGCACAAUGUCCCCCGGGACACCAAGCACUAUGGUUGCAUGGUGGAUCUUUUCAGCAGAGCAGGGCUUGUUCGCCGUGCUUAUGAAUUCAUUAGCAUGAUGCCUUUCGAACCAAACUUGGAGAUUCUUGGGGCCCUGCUGAGUGCAUGCAGUAUCAAUAAUGAACUGGAGAUUGGGGAGCUCGUGCUCAAUAAGAUUGACAUGGUCUGCUCCUACAAAGGAGGUGCUGGUGUGCUUCUGUCAAAUAUAUAUGCUAACCAAAAUCUGUGGCAUGAAGUGGAUACCAUUAGAAGGAAGAUAAGGACUGAAGCAAUUGUCAGGAAGCCACCUGGUCAUAGUUUGAUUGCAGCAGAAGUUUCUUCCAUGACUUUCUGAUUGGUAAUUGCAUAGAUUUGCUUUUAAUGAAGCUGUGGUCCUGAUUUUGCGAAGGAGGCUUGGGGUGUUUGCUUUCAACAAUCCCUGUAGGCCAGUCGAAAUGGAAGGUGUUAUGAGGAGGGUGAUCACUUCGGACAACAUCUGCUUUGUAAAUGCUGCGGUGCGAUUGCCAAGAAGCUGGCUGAGCUUACAACGCUAACGGAUGUCACAACCAUCGUCGGCUAGGCUGGCUGACAAGAUGAGCCACAUUUGGACCGGUGGUGGCGCGAGCGAGCUUGGAGCUCUUGGAAGGCAAGGCGCUACCAGGUGUCCUUGUCCUUUUGUUUCGGACCAUGGUGUAACACUGCAAAGCUUAUGGUUUGUAUUGGACUUGGGAUAGGCUUGCCGUCGAGUUUUGGUAGAUGAGUGGUGAAUAAGCUUGAUCUAUACCACUGUUACCCCCUCACCUAAAAGAACUAUACAACUGCUGUCGUUACCUCUCGUUGGCUACCAUGGUGCACUGCCAUCACUUGGAUGACAAAAUCGUCGCCAUGCACUGAUUCAAUGCAAUUUAUUCCAUGCCCAUUAAUCCCA
Zea mays is the source of this 2958-nucleotide messenger RNA. Its product is annotated as Pentatricopeptide repeat-containing protein. Gene Ontology annotation, molecular function: protein binding; RNA binding. Gene Ontology annotation, biological process: RNA modification. The transcript is spliced from 4 exons. Bases 964 to 2385 code for a protein of 473 amino acids. The record is from RefSeq and is a predicted model, not a curated record. Lineage: Eukaryota; Viridiplantae; Streptophyta; Magnoliopsida; Poales; Poaceae.